UCAUGAUAAAAUCCAUAAUUUUCAUGUCUUUGCUCUUAUUAUCUUUUGGUUAGAGCAUUUAAGGAACUCUGGCCACACACUAUGAUUUAGAUGGCAAUUUGAUCUCUGAAGAAGUUCAAUAAUCUACAGAAGAUGAUUAUUCUUCUCUUAACAGCAUGGAUUCAUCACUCGAUUCUAGUAUUAAUCUAAAUGCAGAUGAACAAUAAGAUUAAUCUUAGCUUGAAGAGAACCUUGAUUCUAUGAAUUCAAUGGAUUUAAAUGAUGAUGUUGCCCCUCUUUAAAGUGGAGAAAUAGAUAAAGAGUAAACAAAUUUGGUAGAAUCAGAAUUUGAGAUAUCUCCAGUGAUCAAUAAAUAGCCUGAAGAAGAAUCAUCAUUUUAGUAUUAGGAAUAUUAACAAUAAGAAAGAGAAAGAGAAAAUUAAUUAGCAGAAGUGAUGCGAGAUGAUAAUUAAGAUUAGAAUCAAAAUGAAAAAACAACAACAGAAAAACAAGAAGAAUCAACAUAAAUUUAAACUGAUACUUUUCUAUAGCCUGUUGUCGCAUCAUAAGAAUAAGUUAUUGAUAUCUAGCAACCUUAAGAUGAAUCAGAAAUUAUCAAUUCCUUAAGUUAAAGCUAAGAUAUUUAAGAAACAUAAAUAAAUAAUCAAGAUACAUAAUUAUCAUUUGACGAAAAUGAUUCAAUUUUAUAAAAUAUUGAUCCAAAUGAAAUUAAUUCUUAAAAUAUGAUUGAUAAUAAAGAAACAUCCAUUAAUGAUGAAUUAAAAAAAGAAUUAAAUUUAGGAGAAUAGAAUAUAGCAUAAUAAUAGGUUGAAAGUAAUAAUGAUUUGUCUGUUCAAUCAGAACCAGUCAUUGUGGAAACUUAAUCUUAAGAAUAAAUAAUCAAUUAAAAUGUUGAAUCACAACCUAAUUCAGUACUUGAUUAAAAAGAUCAAGAAAUCUAAACAACAAGCAGUUAAAAUUAAUAGAUUGCUGAAUAAAUAUUAGAUAAUAAUGUUAAUAUAAACGAAACUACUGAAAAAUUAAAUGAUAAUAUUAAUCAAUAAUAAUCUUAAUAAGAGGAGUAAUAAAAUACAAAUAAUUUAAAUGAGUCCCAAUCUAAAAUAGAGGAAAAUCAUUAAAUAUAAUAAAAAGAAAGUAAUGUCAUUGAAGAAUAAUAAACAUAAAAUUAAGAAGAAUCACAAAAAUAAAAUUUUUAAGAUGAUAUUAAGAAUGCAAAUGAAAUAAAAUAAGCAAAUUGUAUCGUCAUAUAUUCAUAAUGUGAGUAUUAAGGAUUUGCUUUAGAGGUUUGUAAUAGUUUAAAAGAAAUAGAGUAUUAUAUAUAUUGCUUAACAUUUAUAGGAAAUUUAAACAUGAAAUUAAAUCUCUCUACAUUCCAUAAGGUUAUGGACUUACAAUUUAUGAAAACUAAAACUUUAAUGGAAAAAGCCAUAGAUACACUUCAUCUUAGGCAUGUUUAUAAAGCGCAGUUUCUUUCAUACAACUUAAGAUGGAUAUUUAGUUGGCUCAUUAAAAUUUAAGAGGAAACAAAUGAA
Paramecium pentaurelia is the source of this 1532-nucleotide messenger RNA. The record is from the annotation of a GenBank genome assembly. Lineage: Eukaryota; Ciliophora; Oligohymenophorea; Peniculida; Parameciidae.